Suricata suricatta (meerkat) is the source of this 954-nucleotide messenger RNA. RefSeq names its product olfactory receptor 13C4-like. NCBI's taxonomy places the organism in Eukaryota, Metazoa, Chordata, Mammalia, Carnivora, Herpestidae. Gene Ontology annotation, biological process: G protein-coupled receptor signaling pathway. The record is from RefSeq and is a predicted model, not a curated record. Gene Ontology annotation, cellular component: membrane. Gene Ontology annotation, molecular function: olfactory receptor activity; G protein-coupled receptor activity.
AUGGAUACGAUAAACAAGACAUUUGUGAAAGAAUUCAUUCUUCUGGGACUCGCUGGUUACCCAAAACUUGAUCAUUUUUUUUCUAUAAUUCUAGUAAUGUAUCUAGUGAUUCUAACUGGCAAUGGUGUUCUGAUCCUAGCAAGCAUCUUUGAUUCUCAUCUUCACACCCCCAUGUACUUCUUCCUGGGCAACCUAUCUUUCCUGGAUAUCUGCUAUACAUCCUCCUCUGUUCCCUCAACUUUGGUGAGCUUAAUAUCUAAGAAAAGGAACAUUUCCUUCUCUGGAUGUGCAGUGCAGAUGUUCGUUGGGUUUGCAAUGGGGUCAACAGAGUGUUUCCUCCUUGGCAUGAUGGCUUUUGAUCGCUAUGUAGCCAUCUGUAACCCUCUGAGAUACCCCCUCAUCAUGAGCAGGAUGGUGUAUGUACUGAUGGCAUCCGCGUCAUGGCUCUCUGGUGGAAUCAACUCCAUUGUGCAAACAUCUCUUGCCAUGCAGUUGCCUUUCUGUGGGAAUAAUAUUAUCAAUCAUUUCUUAUGUGAGAUAUUAGCUGUCCUCAAGCUAGCUUGUGCUGAUAUAUCCCUUAAUUAUGUUAUGCUAGCAGUGUCAAAUAUGGCAUUUCUAGUUCUUCCACUGAUAGUUAUCUUUUUCUCCUAUAUGUUCAUCCUUUACACCAUCUUGAGAAUGAACUCAGCCACAGGGAGACACAAAGCAUUUUCUACCUGCUCAGCUCAUCUGACUGUGGUGAUCAUAUUUUAUGGUACAAUCUUCUUCAUGUAUGCCAAACCCAAGUCUCAAGAUCACCUUGAGAAUGACAAUUUGCAAGCUACAGAGGGGCUUAUUUCUGUGUUUUAUGGGGUAUUGACCCCCAUGCUAAAUCCUAUAAUCUAUAGCUUGAGAAAUAAGGAUGUAAAAGCUGCUGUGAAAUAUUUGCUAAAUUGGAAAGCUGUUAACCAAUAA